UUAUAACAUUAUGCAAUACUUACCUCAAUUUCACAGCUUGAUUAUAAUUGAAUUAUAUUCUGAAUAUUUCUCGAUUGCUUGAAACAUCACAUCCUUUAAACAUGGUUGCAUCGAAAGAUCCAACAGUUGUUGAUUUUAUUGUUGUGGUUGAAGCAACAGCCAAUAUGCUAUCACAUUGGGAAAAGAUAAAGAAGUCUUAUAUAGGGCCAGCAAUUGAAUAUUUUAACGGAAGACAGCCAUCCCCAUUAGAUUAUGUUGGUAACCACGGCAACAGUCAGUUUGGCUAUGUUCUCUUCAGUUCUGCAGACUGUGCCCCUGAUUUAGUAACAAGAUGCUCAAAUGUCACCCAAAGCCCUUGGGAGUUUUCCCACAGUUUGAACUCCAUUUCAUUUUCUGGUGGAGGAUGUGAACGAUCUAGCCUUGUGUCUGAAGGUCUUGGGAGGACCCUACAGCUGUUUGAUGAACUUGCCCAAAGGCGUCACCAUGAACGUUCCAUGCAAGUAUGUUUUUUGGUUUGCAAUUCUCCACCUUAUGAUAUUCCAUGCAGUGAAGCUUAUAUGUACAAUGGUCACACUGCUGGCAAGCUAGCAGAAAUAAUGGGUACUAAAGGUAUUCAUCUCUCAGUGAUAUCUCCGCAACAAAUUAGGUCUCUCAAGGACUUAUUCAUUUCUGCUAAUCGAAAUGAACUUCCAUCUAUGAAUUAUGCUCAAGAUCCAAGACAUCUUGUUCUUAUCAGCGGAUUUCAACUUCCUACAGAGCGUGAUCCUGUGAAACUCAAUAUCAAAGAUGAGCAAAAUCAUUCAAAAAAUGCAUCGAAAAAUAACACAUUGAAUUCAAUUUCUGCCACAAGUUCUUCCUCUAUUCCAAGUCCAUCUCAACAUCAAACUGCAUCAUCUACCACAGUUACUCACAACACACAACUAACUUCUAUUGCAUCAUCUCCCGGUUCACUUUUCUCUACUUCAGUACCACAAUCUCAGCCUGGACAGCUAAUCAAUACAGGUGCAGCAUCCACAAAUACAAAUCAGAACUCAUUACCUUCAGGGCAGUCUGUAAUGAGAACACAGAUAGCACAGGAUUUAAACUCAACUUCUCUUGGAAAGCUGCAAACAAGUUUGCCAAGCUUCUCUGUAAGCCAAAAUCUUCAACCUCAACCGCAGCAGUCUAAUAUGAGUAUGAAUUUUACCAAUUCUAAAAACUCAAAUAUUUUACAGUCUGGCAAUGACUCUCCUUAUUCCAGAUCAUCUCUUGGUCAGGCAUCUAACAACAGCGUCAUGUCUCAUGGAUCUGGCAAUGUGGGAACCACAAAUCUUAAGGACAUGCUGCAACCAAAUGCACAUUCGUCACAUACGCAGAUACCUAUUUCCAAUGUUACUUCGUUCCCACAACCCUCAGAUAGUAGUGUCAACAUGGUUACAAACAGCAUGGGAGGAAUAACGGCCACUAUUCCUGAAAAUUCUGAUGGAAUGUACAACCAACAAACUCAACAGCAGAAUGUAUCCAUGCAAGACCAGCAACAACAGCAACGAUUAGGAAAUCAACAAAUAACUCAACGCAUAGGUGAUACAUUCUCUUCUGUACCUUCAAACAUGCAGCAGGCGCAGCCGUACAGUACUCCUAAUGCAUUAAAUUCCGGAAUGCAAAGUAAUCAACAAAUUUUGUCAAACAAUAUUAAUACAUUUACUUCAUCAUCAAAUUCUUUCCCACCAAACCGUGGCAUUCGUCAGAGUUUCAAUUCAUCUAUGCCCUCUCAGCAAUCAGGAUCGAUUCAAGGAAAUGUCACUACUAUGCAUCAGAUGAAUAAUCCAAUUCAACAACAAGCUGGAAACAUGGGCAUUGGUGGUUCAGCACAACAACCAACCCACCUUUUAAAUCAUGGGCAAGAGCUACCAUCAACAUAUCUUAACACUGGGAAUGUUCCAAAACCUGCUACAAGACAGCCAACAGACAACAUGAGGAUAACAUGGGAUGGCAUUCUAGAAUGGACCGAAAAAAGAAAAAUAGCACAAGGAAUUCAAGGAACUGCAAGAACUAACCACACUCUCCAAUGCAAGGUAUUGUUGCGCUCAACUCAAUCAGAUGAAUCAUUGAAUGCAAACCUGUGGCCAACCAAACUGAACAUGCAACUUAUUCCUCAAAUUGUAUUCACUUCAAUGAAAAAUCAAAUGAAGAAUAAUAUUUCUGUCAGUUUGCGAAUGUCCCCACUUGACCAAAUGCAACAACUGGCAAAUAUUAUGAAAAAUAAGUGGAUGGGAUUAAUCCAGAUACCUUCUCCGAGUCAAAAUUCUGCAGAAAAUAAAGUUAUGCUAGUAAUAUAUUCACAAAAAACUUCUCAAUUUUUUGGGGUUCUUCCACUUGAUCCCCAUAAUUUUAUACAAACAAUCAGAUCUGUAAUAGCUCGACAUAAUCCUAGCCAACCAACGCAGUCUCGGCCAAACAAUCCUGGUGCACAACAGUUACUUCAAGGCAAUGUGGAUCAGGGUGGAGGAAUGUCAGGCUUGAGCUCAUUUCAACCGCAGGGCAAUACUCAUUCAAUGGCACCAAACCAGUUCAAUGUGCCUAGUUCAAAUCCCAACAUGAGACCGACUAUGAAUACUAUGCAACAGCAGUCUAUGACAAGAAGCGUAAUGAAUACCGGUAUGUCUCAAGUGAGAGGAGGUAUGCAAAUGCAAUCUUCUCAGCCCCAGAGAACAAUGAAUUUUGGACCUGGUCAGAGGAUGCAAAACACGGGUCAGAUAUCCAAUCAGCAAGCGAUGAUGAUAAAUCAACAGCAAACACAACAACAACAACAACAGAUUACACAGAACAGCAUAAAUCAGCCACAUAUGCAACAAUCUGCAAAUCAGCAGUUUAUGUACCAGAAUAAUAUUAAUCCACAAAGAAAUUUAGUUCAGAAGCAAAUAGACCAAAAUAAUGACCCUAUGAGGCAGCAAAUAAGAAUGAGAUUUCAACAGCAGCAGAAUCAAGUACGCCAGGUGGGUCAAAUGUCAGGUCCUGGAUCUCAUGAACAAUUGAGGACGCUUCUUCAAAGCGGUAACAACAUGGGGCAGAAUAUUCAGCGUCCAAGAAUGCAAAACAUGAAUACAGGAAUGCGUCAGACACCACAAAACAUGGCUUCUGGAUUUGUUCAGAAUCAGCAAGUGCGGCAUCCUGGCAUGCAGGGGGCACGUAUGAUGACAAUGCAACAGCAACAGCAGAGGUUUAAUAUGCAGUAACAUUGCGAAAAUGGCUGACUGUAGAGAUUUGUUGCGAAAAAUAAAUUUACCAUCUGGACAAACUAUUAUACACUUAACCAAACUGUGAAUUAUUCAUUUGCUUGACUCAAAUGACUUUAUGUAAAUAUUGAUUCAAAAAUGAUCCCCUUUAUUCAUAUAUUUAGGGGAUUUCUUUUUUUGUUACAAUAUGUCGCGCAAUUUGAUUCAGUAAGUCUCAAUGAUAAUAGUUCCUCUUUUAUUUGAUUUUUAAGCAGGUAGUGUGUUCCAAUAUAGGUACUCCUGUAGUAUGUGUACCAGGUUAGGCCUUAAUUUCAUGCUGAUUUUUUCUUAUCUUAGUUCUAUUAAGAGUUCGGGGACUGUCUGUGUUAGCCAAGUGCCUAUUCCCCUCUACACAACUUGAUAUAAAUAGGCAAACAAAAUUUAGUCAUCUCCAUAUUGGUACACAUACUUCUAGAGCUUUUUAUUUACGCUUCGGUUACUCCUUCGUUUACCCCAAUGAGAUCAGCUCAAUAUGUUAAUGAGAUACUGCCAAAAAGAGUUACUGCUCUGUUUUUGUAUUUUUUCCUUGAAAUUGUUUUGUGAAUCAUGUUCUUUUCUUAGAAAAACUCAAUUGAUUUACUUCUCCAUCUUACUAUUCUUAUUUAUAAAAUCCAUCGGUAGCAACCACAGCCAAUUCGAAUCAUUCCCAUAUUUUGAACAAUAUUGGUCAAAUUAGGGCCUACAACUAAAUGCCAUUUGAAAGCUGGGUUGGUGUUUUUUUGCUAAUAUAUUAAUAUUAAUCUGUCCAUGUUCCGCUAUUUGAGAUUUUAAAUUUAUGUCGGAAUCUAGUUAAAAAAAAUACGGUCAACAUGAAGUUUUUAAGGCGUUACUAGUUUGAAAUGGAGAUAUUGAGUUCAAUCAAAGGAUAUCGCCUUUCCAAAAAAAUAUUUUGAGUGUGAACAGUUUUUGUUUUAACAUGUCACACUCAGUUUGAUGAGGGGGGACACUGGCCUGAUCACUUGUUUUCAACUGCUGUUUUGUUGUAUAUACUAAUCUUAUUUCUAUUUACGUUUUUAUUCUUUUAUGAUAUUUAAUUAGGGUCUAUUUUAUGACCCAGUUUCAACCUUUCCUUCAAACAAGCUUUUCAGCAAUCAGCCACCGUCACAUAGAGCCGCUACUACGCUUUUCGGGACAGUAGAAUUUUUAGUUGCGAACUACCUGUUCAGUGAGUUAUUAAAUUGUGUAAUUUUUCAAGCAUUUUUCUUGAAACAUAAUUUUGCAGUAGACUGCUAAACUCGUGUAGAUUCAUGUGUGAAUAUACAUAUAAUAUAUAAUUCUCUUGAAAGCA
Molecule: messenger RNA, 4542 nt
Organism: Styela clava
Lineage: Eukaryota; Metazoa; Chordata; Ascidiacea; Stolidobranchia; Styelidae
Product: mediator of RNA polymerase II transcription subunit 25-like
Biological process (GO): positive regulation of transcription by RNA polymerase II
Cellular component (GO): transcription regulator complex; mediator complex
Source: RefSeq, a predicted model, not a curated record